GUCUGGUGCAUCAUUUACCAUCUGACUGACAGUGAGAACGAGGACGAUUUUUUUUUUCGGCGUAAACAUCGCGAUGAAGUUGGUUUUCAUUCGUGUGUUUGUGUGCAGUGUCCUUCUCUUGCAUGGCGUUUCAUGCAGAAGAAGAGUGAGCGGACGAAGAAGAACAAACUUAGAAAUUCUAUCCCAGUCAAGGAUUUCAGGCUCUGCACAGCGAACCAUCGAUGCCUGGGGAGAAACAGCAAGCCAUCCAAAGUCAGAAUCGGUGGGACGGAUCCUGGUUCCAGCAACGCCCUGUUAAAGAUGACUGCGUCUUCGGCUACGAUCUGGUGCCCAAGAACCACAUUAAGCCACUCCUCCUGAAAUCGGACAGCAGUGGCUUUCUUUACCCCGAAGAGGAAGGAGAAGACAGAAUCGUGGGCGUGUGGGCGGGGGCGUCUCUCACGGCCGCUUGCCCCGGGGAAAAUAACAAGUUGUUUCUAAACGGACGACGGACGGCCACCAUCACCUGCAGGGGAGGCCGAUUCCACUACGGCAGAAGGGCCUUGAGCUGGGAGAACGUAGGAUGCGCCGAGAAGCCGUCUCCUAGCAUCAGGGAGGCUGGGUCCUGCGGGCUAGGAGGCACCACCACCGUCAUCGGCUGGGACCUCAAAAGGGGAGUGUUCGUGCCAGAAAUUGAACUCUGCUUCAACAAGGAAAUCGAGACGACACUCUACUCGCACCAUGUUGUUCCUGGCAGACACAUCGGCCAGAAGACGGUCGAGCCGGGUCGCCCCUCCUUCAAGAAAGCCGACAUGUUCUCCGUCAGCGUCCAGAACUUGUACCGUAUAAGGAGGCAAAAGAGCCUUGUCCAGGAGCUGCUGGAUGACCCUUCUCUCCUCACCGGCAAAGGUCAGCAUUACCUGGCCAAAGGUCACCUCACACCGGACUCCGACUUCGUGCUGGAGGCCGAGCAGGACGCGACCUACUACUACGCCAACGCUGUUCCGCAGUGGCAGGCCAUCAACAACGGGAACUGGAAGAGCUUAGAAAAUUCCGUGCGAGAGUUGGCCGAAAAACACGGGCGCAAUUUAGACGUCUGGACAGGAACCCAAGGCGUCUUGGAGCUCCCGGGCAGAAGGCAGCGGCCAGUCAAGGUGUACCUCGGCCUCUCCGACAGCAAGGAGAUUGUUCCUGUCCCUGCGUACAUGUGGAAAGUGAUCUAUGAGUCGUACACCAACCAAGCCGUGGCGAUCGUGAUGGCCAACAACGUCAAGGACCAGGGAGCAGCAGACCAGGCUCCUCCCUGCGAAGACAUCUGCGCCUGGCUCUCUUGGGUGGAUUGGGACGUGCGGGACGCGAGCAGCGGAAGGACCUACUGCUGCUUCGUGAGCGACUUGAAAGCCUCCUUUGAGAAUGUGCCUGACCUCGGCCGGGUUAGACUGCUCAGCAACUGAAGUCCUCGUGGGGAUCGUGAAGUAGCUAAAGGCCUUAGGGAUGUUGGUAUAACAGCUAAGGUCACUGAAGGCCUUGAAGGAAGGGAGGGGAAUGAAGUAUUAAUAAAAUGAUAAAGUAAUUGAAGCCCUC
Penaeus monodon (black tiger shrimp) is the source of this 1563-nucleotide messenger RNA. RefSeq lists its product as uncharacterized. The record is from RefSeq and is a predicted model, not a curated record. Gene Ontology annotation, biological process: apoptotic DNA fragmentation. Gene Ontology annotation, molecular function: metal ion binding; single-stranded DNA endonuclease activity; nucleic acid binding. Gene Ontology annotation, cellular component: mitochondrial inner membrane; nucleus. Lineage: Eukaryota; Metazoa; Arthropoda; Malacostraca; Decapoda; Penaeidae.